AUGGCAGGCAUUCAAGAUCCCUUCGCACUUAGAUUUGAGAAUGAAGAAGACAGCGACCCUCAAGAAAAGCCUAUACAAAAGAAAGCUCAAGAAUCUGGAAAGCGUAAAAACAUAACCCCAGAGCCUCGACAAAAGAACGAGCCUACUGAUGACUCUCAGUCCUCAAGCAAAUCCAAGACAUAUGCUAAAUGAGGGUUACUUUUUGCGAAAUCAGAAAUUGCUUUAUAUGAUCUCAAGCAAGUCCUUUAUCGCCAAACACUUAUUGAGCUUGGGCUUAUGAUUUUAGCCUUACUUAUCCUUAUUGUUCACGUGAAAUUUAUGAUCAUUAUCCACAUUUUGCAUCUAGUUCGUCCUUAUUUUGCGUAUAAGCUGUUAAUCGCUAUGCCAAGAAGCCAUCAAUUUUAUGAGAAACUGCCUGAUGAUUUAUCAAAGAUUACUAAUGAUCUACAAGGAAAAGCAUACGAUGAGAUAAGAGAAAGUUCAAGGCAAAUAGCCAUAUAUCUUGCGAUUUCCGCUGCUGCAGGAGUGCUUGAUAUUAUUGCUUUGCUGAUUAAUUUUGAGAAAUUUUACAGUCAUGACACUCUUGCGGUAGUUUAUUUUGUGCUUUCUUUUCUUUUCAUAUGCACAGAUUUUUUCUUGCCAUUGUGGUACUGGACACUUCAAUUUACUUUUCCUAGUGAUGUUUGGCUUGAUUUGCUUUUAUUUGCAAAGGGAAGCUUGAAUGAAUCAAAGCUUUUGGUGAUGGGCAUACUUAGGAGAACUACUUAA
Messenger RNA from Blepharisma stoltei, 768 nucleotides. The record is from the annotation of a GenBank genome assembly. Lineage: Eukaryota; Ciliophora; Heterotrichea; Heterotrichida; Blepharismidae.